AUGAGUGAGUUUAUUGAUUUCCUGCGUAGCCACGUACGCUCAGCAGAAGUACAUCAGUUGAAAGAUUCUGCCAUCCCGUGUACCUCAACGAAAAAUCAUAUUAAACCACCUCAACCAAAUAGUUAUAAAUCACGAUACGGACCCAAUCAAAAGGUGUUAUCUGCCACGUCAAGUCAAGCACCGACUGUGUGCUGUCCGUUGUGCAAAAAAUCACAUUCUAUAAGGAAGUGUCAAUUGUUCAGCGAUCAGACACCCAGUGAACGUUUUAAGAUGGCCAAAACGCAUCAAUUAUGCAUUAACUGCCUUGGACCUGGCCAUUCACCUUCGGCGUGCCGAUCAAAGUAUAAAUGUCAAACUUGUAAUAAGUCACACCAUACACUUCUACACUUUGAUGCCUCGACUAAUGCACAGGCCGGCCCCUCAGGACCAGCAGACCGGCCGGUAGUCAAUUGCAACACCGCUUCUCUGAGUACAAGAAGACAACGACCGUCCAGAGUGGUGUUACUUUCUACCAUCCUGUUAGAAGUUGUUGCUCGUGAUGGAUCUCGUCAAUCAUUUCGAGCACUGGUCGAUAGUGGCUCGCAGGCGAGUUUUAUUACGGAAAAAUCUGCUUGCUCAUUAAUGCUACGUCGAGACCGUUCAUCUGUAAAUAUUUCCUCUUUUAAUAGCACUACGUGUACUCCUGUUCGUAGCAAAUCCACAAUAGUUAUCACCCCUAGAGGUCGAUUAACUCCAUCGGUCCCCGUUGAUGUAUUAAUUGUUCCACAAAUUACUGAAUGUACACCUCAACAGCCGAUUGUUCCUGGGAAAUGGCCUCAUAUUGUUGAUCUGCAAUUGGCCGAUCCAUCAUAUCACACCCCAGGUGAAAUUGAUAUACUUCUGGGUGCUGAUAUUUUACCUUCCUUGUUGCUCAAGGGUAAAGUAGAGGGACAAAAAGGAGAACCGAUGGCACUCGAAACAGUUUUCGGUUGGAUUCUCAUUGGGCCUGUCAACCUUCAUGCUCAACGCAAUACAGUGUCCCUAUGUCUAUCCAUAUCAGAACCACUCGAUGAGACAUUGAAAGCAUUUUGGGAAAUUGAAGAGCUACCUUCA
Acyrthosiphon pisum (pea aphid) is the source of this 1092-nucleotide messenger RNA. RefSeq lists its product as uncharacterized. The annotation marks the transcript as partial. The transcript has a single exon. Lineage: Eukaryota; Metazoa; Arthropoda; Insecta; Hemiptera; Aphididae. The record is from RefSeq and is a predicted model, not a curated record.